Messenger RNA from Musca domestica (house fly), 1505 nucleotides. RefSeq names its product zinc finger protein 892 (gene idc). Gene Ontology annotation, molecular function: zinc ion binding. The transcript has 6 exons. The coding region runs from base 143 to 1459 and encodes 438 amino acids. The record is from RefSeq and is a predicted model, not a curated record. Lineage: Eukaryota; Metazoa; Arthropoda; Insecta; Diptera; Muscidae. Gene Ontology annotation, cellular component: nucleus.
AUGGCCACUCCCAUUGAGCGUCAUUGCUUUUCACUGUGUAAAAAAAUUUAUAAAAAAAAGUUAUUGAAAACAUUUCCAUAUUAUUUUAUUUGUUAUUAACUUAAUUUAAUAAUAAAAUCAGCAACAACGGCGGCCAAUAAACAUGAAAUCUGGACUAAAUCAAAAAUGGCUGGUGUGUCGUAUAUGCCUCAAACAACCAAAGGAGGAGAUGCAAACCAUAUUCGACAAAAAUGCUGAGAAAGAUUUGACGCGUAUGAUAUUAGAAUGUGGUGGAGUGCCUAUAAAACAAUUCGAUCAUUAUCCCGAUAAGAUUUGUAAAAUCUGCUACAAAUACCUGCAAGUAGCAUAUAAAUUCCGUCAAAGUUGUCAAAGGUCUCACAAGCAUUUAAGCAAAUUCAUAGCUCCCGUGGAAGUUGAUGAUCCUAAAGAUACUUUGCUUUUUAAUGCAGCAGACGAAGAUACCAAUGAUUCGACACCAAAUACUGUGGCCUUUACGGAAGAAGGCUAUGUACUUGAAGAUGCCAAUGGUGAUGAUGUAUUAAUAAAAUUGGAACAGGAAACCACAGUCAAUGCUGCGUCAACUUCAGUAGCUGUCAAAGAGGAAUACUCGGUUCAAAUACAGGAGGAAGAUGAUGAUUUCGUGGAAAUCUAUGAACCUAUGACAGAGGAAGAGGAAAAGGAGGUCUUCCAAUUAGCAGAUGAAGCAUUUGAAAAUGAUAGUCUAACUGGCAGUCAAGACAAUAUAGAAUAUUUGGAAUUGGAAGAAGACCUUGAAUUACCAUCAUCAGACAAUGAUGAAUAUGUCCCAGUUGAAAAUCGUAAAACACAACGCAGUAGAGUUGUUAUGAAACGUACCAUUGUUAAGCCCUCGACCAGCCAACCUGCUACAAAGCGAAAACGUACCGGCACCCGCGAGAAAAAAUCAAAAGACACAGCCUACAUCUGUGAUUUCUGUGGUAACAAAUAUCCCUCCCAAGGCAGGUUGACGGAACACAUUAAGUUACACAAGGGUAUUAAGCCACAUGAGUGCGAAAUUUGUGGUUAUGCCUUUGCCCAGACACAACAAUUGGCGAGGCACAUGAAUACCCAUACCGGUAAUCGUCCCUAUAAAUGCAGUUAUUGUCCUGCGGCCUUUGCUGAUUUGUCUACAAGGAACAAACAUCAUCGCAUUCACACCAAUGAAAGGCCAUAUAUUUGUGAUGUUUGCGGCAAAUCGUUUACCUAUACAAAUACAUUGAAAUUCCAUAAAAUGAUACAUACCGGUGAAAAACCUUUUGUAUGUGAAAUUUGUGGCAAAGGCUUCCAACAAGCCUACAAAUUACGCAGUCACAAGAUGACCCACGAAAAGAAAGGAAUCAAAUUAAAUAUGACCCAAAUGGAAAAUAGCAAUACCAUGGAACAGCAAACGUAUCAGGAAAUGAGUGUAGAAACGGCAACACAUCAGCUUUUACAGAUUUAAACCAAACAAUUCUUACAAAGUGAAUAAAAAAAUAUUUUUCCUUUUA